Messenger RNA from Glycine soja, 1697 nucleotides. RefSeq names its product transcription factor TCP8-like. Gene Ontology annotation, molecular function: DNA-binding transcription factor activity; sequence-specific DNA binding. NCBI's taxonomy places the organism in Eukaryota, Viridiplantae, Streptophyta, Magnoliopsida, Fabales, Fabaceae. The record is from RefSeq and is a predicted model, not a curated record. Gene Ontology annotation, cellular component: nucleus. The coding region runs from base 215 to 1300 and encodes 361 amino acids. The transcript has 2 exons.
GUGCAUUAGAUGCCUUUAUCUUGUCUAUUAUGUAUGGCUUCCCUUUUUAACCAUCUCAGCAAUUAUUAUUUUCUUACUCUCUCAGUUGACACUUGAUGGACCAAUCAAUCUGCCACACUUGCACUUAAUCAAUGUGAAUCUUUCAUGAUGCAAUGGACUUUGAGGUUUCAAGUGGAUGAAUAGCAACAAUUAGAAUAACUCUGGAAGAGACCUAAUGAAGAAGCUGACAGGUGGAGCUAGUAGUCCUGCUUCUUCAUCCUCCCUAGCCAUCCCCACCGCCAACCCUAAGCGAUCCACCAAGGACAGGCACACCAAAGUCGACGGCCGCGGCCGCAGAAUUCGAAUGCCUGCCACCUGCGCCGCUAGGGUUUUCCAACUCACCAGAGAAUUGGGCCAUAAGUCCGACGGCGAGACCAUCGAGUGGCUCCUCCAGCAGGCCGAGCCCGCCAUCAUCGCCGCCACCGGAACCGGUACCAUCCCCGCCAAUUUCUCCUCCCUCAACGUCUCCCUCCGUAGCAGCGGCUCCACUCUCUCGGCCCCGCCUUCCAAGUCUGCCCCGCACACCUUUCACGGCGCCCUCGCUCUCGCCCACCACCCUUACGAGGAAGCCUUUCAACACCCCGCCUUACUAGGCUUCCACCCUCACGCUCACCAACCGCAGCAGCUUCUCUCCGCCGAUCACAUCCCAGAAUCCCUUCCCAGCGGCGCCGGUGACUCCGGCGACAACUACCUUAGAAAACGCUACCGAGAAGAUCUCUUCAAAGACGAUAACAUCAACAACAACAAUACCCAAUCGCAGAACGAGAGCGGUGAUGGUGAUGGGUCUUCGCCUAAGUUACCGAAGCAGCAAUCCGAAGCUGGUUCUGGGCUUCUUCGGCCCAGCAAUUUGCUUCCCGCAACAGCGAUGUGGGCCGUGGCACCCUCUCCCGCCAGUGGGCCCCCUGGUAGCACAAUUUGGAUGCUUCCCGUUACCGCGGGGGCUUCGUCUUCUGCUUCCUCGGAGACUCAGAUGUGGCCGUUUCCUCAAAGUGUGAGUGGUUUCAUGCCAAGGUUCAACCUUCCGGUUCCGGGUGCACUUGAAUUCCAAGGCGCACGUGCGGGUUCGCUUCAGUUGGGGUCCAUGUCAAUGCCGCAGCAACAGCAUCUGGGCCUCGCCAUGUCCGACUCCAACUUGGGCAUGUUGGCAGCACUUAAUGCUUACACAAGGGCUAGUUUGAAUGUUAAUUCCGAUCAUCAUCAACAUCAGCAUCAAUCUCAACCAAGUGAGAGUGGAGAAGAUGAUCCUAAUAGCUCCCAAUGAACUUUAUUUGGUUGGAAGUUGAGUUGAAUGAAUUUGUGAUUAGUGAGUGCUUUUGAAAUAUCUAUGGAUGCAUGCUAGUUAGCUCACCACAGUACUUGAGUUGAGUUUCUAAUUAGAUGUUGCUCUAGUCACUGUUUUUUUGUACUUCUUCUCUUUCGAAGAAGUGCAUUUUUCUUUAGCUUCAUUUGGAGAUCUUGGUAUGUUUAUUUAUUUUACAGUUUGGUUUUGGUCCAAAGGGACUUAGCAGACAGAGAGAGUUUGUAUAGGAGGAAAUUUGGCUUUGGUAUUUUUAUUUUUAUUUACUUUAUUUGCUUCUUUUUUCUCUCUAUGUAUGACAGCAUAAAAAACAAUUCAAACAAAAGAAUUUAAAGGGAAAGAUUUGAAUGCCUUCCUUCCA